Molecule: messenger RNA, 4094 nt
Organism: Venturia canescens
Lineage: Eukaryota; Metazoa; Arthropoda; Insecta; Hymenoptera; Ichneumonidae
Gene: stv
Product: starvin
Exons: 2
Coding region: 742-2889 (715 amino acids)
Biological process (GO): protein stabilization
Cellular component (GO): membrane; nucleus; cytosol
Molecular function (GO): protein-folding chaperone binding; adenyl-nucleotide exchange factor activity
Source: RefSeq, a predicted model, not a curated record
ACGCGGCUGUCAGUAACGCUAUCGACUCUGAGCGAUUCGUAUCGUGCGAAUUGAAAGUGCAAAUUAUCCGAUCUCUAUAGUGAUAUACGAGCUCUGAUCAGUCGGGGAUUGAGCAAACAAAACUGUCAUAUAAAAUUAUAUCGAAAGGGAGAAAAACCUUUUCACCGAUAAUAUUGGGAGUUUAUUGCGGGUUGUGAGUGUCGAUUAUAUUCGCUUUAUUAGUUUUUUUUUAUCUAUACAAAUGUGUUGGCUCGUGCGUCUUGAAGUUACGUAAUAAAGGAACGCGGACGUUUGCACGAGGAGUGUGGUGUGAAAUUCCGAGGAGAAACGUCAGAUGACAUAUUUAUAAGGACACGAAGAGUACACACACGAUAUUUCACUUGACCCGGUAACUGACACGUUCAAAUUCUUUAAGAAACAAAAAAUUACAUAAAGGGAGAGAAGGGCGAGAUUAUCGUAGCUGUGUGGCAUCCAUGUGUGUGUUGCAUUUUUCGAACGCGUUUAAACAAACAAAAAAACAACAGCGUCAAUAACUACAGAGUUGCCAGCUGAUUUUCGUAGCGAGCUUUAUUACCGUUUUUUUUUGUAUUUUCGUUCGCUAUACAUCUAUUUAUAUAGAGCAUCCGUUACACAUUCGUUGCUGCAAACAUCAGACAAAAGAUCUGAAGGGGUUGACUUUCUCACAAACAUAAAUUAUUAUCGACUGUAACGGAUUAAAUUGUAUUACACGGGGUUAUAAUUAUGGAUUCCCCUGUCGUCGUGGACCACGCAUCCGAAUUUGGACGAGGAAUCGAUCUGGACCGCGUGUUUCCUGGUUUCCCGUUUGACGACGCGGAGGGUUUUGGUCGUCGGAGCAGUGACAUACGUUCGCAUUUGGACGAUUUGGCAUCGCGACAUCCGGAGUUCGCUGACCAUUUGUUAGGAUCGGCCUGGGGCGAUAUUCCAGCAUUUCGCAACACCGGUUCUUUGAGAAAUCGUCGUCGCCGAGAUUCCGGUGGUUCUUCGACGUAUCAGGGCCAGCCGGACGAAGACGCGCGUAGUCAAACGAGCGGAAGCAGCGGGACGAGUGCGGCGAGUGGAGCGAGCGGUGUCAGCUCGCACGGGGAGCCCUCGAACUCGCCGAGCAACGUACAUUCGAAGGAGAGCCAAGGAGAAUCGGUACCGAGAGAGAGCGUUGACACUCACGGUACUCGGAGGAAUCCGAUACCGCAGUACGGUCUGCGGAACACGGUUGACAUUGGUCAGCACCGUCACGAGAUGGAGAACGACGAGAGAAUGAACGACAACAAUCGGGGCCAGAGGUCGAUGUCAGCGCCACCGGAAAAUCGACAACAGAACGAGUCCGGAAUAAAACAAUCGGAACAACCGCAAAAUCCGAAUCAAAGAUUCGUCUCGAGAGUCGACAUAACUCCACAAUUCGGUCAACCGAUUUCCAGCAACGAGAAGUCCGCUUCAAAGGCUCCGCAGCAGCAGCAAACGUCGACUCCGCAACAGAAACCUCAACAGCAGAGCAACGUUAGGCACAUACCGAUAUUCGUUGAAGGUCGCGACGAGCCCGUUGUACCAAAAAACAUUGACCACGAUCAGAACGACGGGCCUGGCUGGACUUACGCUAAACCUCCGAGAACGGAAUCACCCCCGCACUUCCAACACAAUCCGCAGUUCACGACACCGCCACAAUUUCACAGACCGUCCCACUUCAAUCAACAUUACACCGGUGGAAGAGCCAGAGACUGGUUGCCCAAUUUCGAGGAAGAAUUUUACAGUCCCCAGGGCUUCCAACAACCUGGAUUCAGGAGGCACCAGCAGCAACCCUUCACAUCACAGAGCCCACCUCGUCAGCAAGGACCUUACCGUCAACCGCAAACGGAGCCCAGACCUUCGUCUCAACGUCCUCACAAUGAGGGCCCCUACUACAAACAACAAACUCAUUCUGCACCUCAACAGCAACCUCAACACCAUCAAGCCCCGCCGCGGCAGCAGCAGCAGCAGCAACAACAACAACAUCCAGAGCCGGCCCCGGAACAACCACGAAAACAGAAACAACCAAAAGAUCCAUUGGAGAAAGUAGCAGAAGUCCAAAAAGAAGUUGACUCGUUGAACGAGCAAGUUAUCCAAUGGAAUGGAAAGUCACGAAAGGACAAACAAUACAUAUAUCUUGAUGAAAUGCUCACACGGGAACUCAUUAAGCUGGACGAUAUCGAGACCGAGGGCAAAGAUAAUGUUAGGCAAGCACGUAAACAAGCUAUUAAAAGUAUACAGGAUUCGAUUAGUUUAUUGGAAUCAAAAGCACCUUUGAACGAUCAAGCACCAGCGACAGAGAAUAAAAUGGAAAUACAGCAGGAGACGCCCGAGGCCUCAAAUGCAACGCCGGAAAAUGCGGAACCGGCAAUCGUCAACGAUGAAAAUGUUGCUAAGAGUGAGAAUACGGGAAACGACGAGGAGCAACAACAACAGCAACGACAGUCCGAUCCACUUCCGGCCGCACCAUCCUCACCAACCAAAGAGCCACUCUCAGCGUCGCUGGUAGUUGAAGCGACAACAACCGCAUCUGAGAAUGAAAGUUCAACCUGCGAUCAGGCUAGUCAACGGGAUAACGUCGUCAUGGAAGUUGCAGCAGCGCCGGUCGCCAAAGUUUCUUCGGUUGGCUCGAUGGAAAUCCAAACGAAUGCAGAAACGGAACAACCGGCUACCGGGUCGGGAACGCCGCCCGUUAACCAACCGGAAACGACGGUUAUGGAGGUGGAAACUCCAAAGUCACCGAACACAGCGAAGAAGAGUAAAAAAACGAAAAAGCAGCAGCAGCUUAAGCAGCAACAGGCACCGAUUUCCGACGGUGCUAUUCCUCUUCCAGCCCCGGAAUCUCACGACACCAACGCCACCAAAUAGGACAAGCUUCGUGAUUCGCAAGGAUCUACAACUUAUUUUUCUUUUUCCUACCGGGCGAUGGAAAAAUCUUCUUCGUCCGAAUUGUUGAUUCAAUGAACGAUCUUUAAAAGAGAAUGUAAAAAAAAGGAAACAAUGACUGAGACUUUGUAAAAACGAAGCACCCGUCCGUUCGUCGGGUUAUCGAUCGUUAUUUAAAAUAAUGGUUAUAUAACGAAAAAUGUCUUCUGAGAACCUGUUGCGUUGAAACGUACGAAUUAAAAGUAAUUCGAGUUUUCUGCACUCGAUAUUAUAAUACGAAACUUUGUCGUGAUAAGUUAUUUUUCAUUUGUGAUGCCGUUAUCAGCAUUUGUUUUCGUCUCAGUUUAUUAGCCUUCUGUCGAGGUAGUUUACUACGACAGAAAUCUUUUUCCACGACAAGAGUUUUUGAGAGUAUAAAAAAAAAUAACGUAUUUCCGAAUAUUUCCUUGGAUUCGGGAAGGAAAAUAUCUUCAUCUUAUCUUCUUCGGAGUUUCGACUCCUUUUCACUAUGUUCAAGCCUAGCCUAAUUAUUAUUGAAAAAAAAAUUCAUAAAUGAACGUGUAUCAAACUCAGAAUGUAUAAUUUAAAUAAUAAUAAUAAUCAUUAUUCUUGUUUUAUUAUUAUUUUGUUUGUUUUCAUUUAUUUCGUGUGCGUCUACUUGAACAUGUUAUAUAUAAAAUCAACAUUUGUCUUUACACAGUGAAUGCGAAACAUUUAUAUCUAAAUGACGACGCUGAAGUUUGCAACGUUGGAGUCCAACGAAACGAACGAGGAAAAAACAUUUGUAAUUCACCAAUUUUUUCCUUAACGAAGUAUCAGUGCAGAUUGAAAAACUACGAAUUGCGAAUUCGACAGGAAAUGAAAUUGCAGAAUUAAUCGAAUUAUUGAAGGGGGUUUUUUUUAAAUAAUUUCGUUGGACUCGAACGUUGCAAACUUCAGCGUCAUUCUGAAUGCGUUUUAUUUUCUUACACAACAGUCAUUAAUUUCAAUAGGCUGCAAUCGUAUUAAGACAUAAAUAAGGCGUUUUAGGCAAUGUAUUGGAAAAAUUUGAAUUCUCAUUGAGUAGCAUUACUCGUCGAUUACAAAGUUCGCUGAUAAUCAUUAGAGGUAAAUAUUUAUAUAGUUUUUCCAGCAAUAGCAGCAUCGUUAUCAAUGACAAAAAUAAACAUUUAUUGUGUCGAUUAGAA